AUGAGGACUGUACCACCAGGAUGGGAAACGGACGAUGACUUAGUCGGCUUCGACACGGACGACACGCAGAGCAUUGGAUCGGAGUGGGAGGUCAGUUCCUCCCUCUCUCCGGAUGGGGGCUCUGACAUGGCCGAUCCGUCAGACGCAUCGGAUGGCGACUCCGCCAUGACUGAUACCUCCGACGCCGAGUCAGACUGCACCGCGAUGCCGGACGAGAUCCCGGACGAAGCGUUCGAUUUCGACACGAUCGAGGCCGAGCCAACCCUUCCGCCAGGACGGCAAGUAGACAAUGGGGAGAACGAUGCGUUCGCCGACGAGCGGCUUGCGGACAGGGCCAACUGGCCCGAGCUCUGGUCCCAAGUGUCCCUUGACAGCACGGGACCCUUCGGCUUCGUCUCCGACAACACCAGCACGCCGGCGAGCGUAGCGGCCUACGGAGCCGAAGGCUAA
Messenger RNA from Trichosporon asahii var. asahii CBS 2479, 450 nucleotides. RefSeq lists its product as uncharacterized. The coding region runs from base 1 to 450 and encodes 149 amino acids. The transcript has a single exon. The record is from RefSeq and is a predicted model, not a curated record. NCBI's taxonomy places the organism in Eukaryota, Fungi, Basidiomycota, Tremellomycetes, Trichosporonales, Trichosporonaceae.